Messenger RNA from Symbiodinium sp. CCMP2592, 1980 nucleotides. The record is from the annotation of a GenBank genome assembly. NCBI's taxonomy places the organism in Eukaryota, Dinophyceae, Suessiales, Symbiodiniaceae.
AUGACCCUGACGGUCUGGUGGAAAUGGCUUUCGGUCAGGGUUCUCCUCGCGGCCUGGUCCGCACAGCUCGGCCACUGCUUGGCAGUCGAAGGCCAGCGGCAUGUCCAUCUCGAUAGCGAAGGACAUCUCCGAGUGGCCCCGGCGCCAGCACCAGCCAUGGCCGCCUCACCGGCGCCCGCGGGUGCCAUGGCGGGUGCGCCGGCGCCUGUGGAAGUAGCUGGACCCAGGAAGCAGCAGCCGCUUUUCCCGGUCAAGUACAACUUAGACCUGUCCGACCUCAAGGAAGAGGAGGGGCUCACGAUCGUCUUCGACAAGACCAUCCGAGCCCUGAAGCUGGAAGCUGGUAUGUUGCCCCAAGGCGGCGUCGCCUGGGGAAAGUAUCACGACAACAUCCACACCACCGGAUGGUCAGAGUUGCAGGUCCAGACGGCAGACGAUCUCGCCAUGUCGAACGACAUUAAGAUGUAUGCGGCGGGCUACAUUGAAGGCCUCCUGACGUGCGUGCGCAUCUCCGAGUUCUAUGCCAACAGCCAGAAGCUCCUUCUGGCAAAAGACAAGACGGCGAAUGCUUUGCCGGGCAUCCGCACGCUCUUCAAGAACCAGAUGGCUCACGCGCGCUUCAUGACAAACAUGGAGUCCCACGUCUUUGCAGAGGAGCCGAAGGACCCCUAUUGGAAGCAGGUGCGCUACACGUUCUUCCAGAUGUGGGGUCUUCUGGAUGGCUACAAUGCCGCAUCCGUUCGCUUCGGUGGCGAGAUGCUGGAGCUCGAUGACAUGCUCUUCAUGAAUGCCGGAGGUGAGCUUCCGCAGCUGAUGCAGGCCUACACUCCUGAGAGGAAAGAACACAGGUCUGCUCGGUCGCAGGCACCUUCCUUCCUGCAGCGGAGUCAGAGCCAGCAGGCCGAGGACGUCCUCGACGAUGCGCACUGGGAGCGUCGCCUCGUCGAGAGUGGCCGGUGCUCGGCGCUCGUUCGUCUUGCGGAUGGCGACGCGGACCUCUACAUGGGCCAUGCUACCUGGGACGACUACAGCAAGAUGAUGCGAAUCUUCAAGUUCUACAACUUCUCGCUUCCAGAAGCCGAGACUGCGGCGACCAAAAUUUCGUUUUCAUCCUACCCGGGUGUCAUCACAAGCACAGAUGACUUCUACGAGAUGAACAGUGGUCUUGUUGCAAUGGAGACGUCCUUGGUCAUCCUGGACCAGAAUGUCUGGGAUAAGGUGCUGGACUUCCCGCGCUUCAAGAGCAUCCCGAACUUCAUGCACCUCAUGGCCGUGAAUCGCUUGGCCAAGUCCUCCCCAGACUGGGUGCAGCGCUUCUCCCGGACCAACACCGGCACUUUCGCGGCUCAGUGGAUGGUUGCAGACUACAACCAGUUCGAGAGCGGCAAGCCAUUGCCCGAUGGCAUGUUCUGGGUGGUGGAGAUGAUCCCCGGAGCCUCGGAGAUGCAGGACAUGAGCGCACAUCUGCGCGAGCACAGGUAUUGGGCAUCCUUCAAUCGCCCCUUCUUCGGCAAGACCCGCGAGCUGUCCGGCUUCAGCAUGGCCGAGAGGACGCACGGCUCUCUUUACUCCUACCAGGGCAACCCCCGUGCCUACGCAUUCAGCAUGGUGGCACCGGCGAUCAAUGCUUUGCCAGAGAUGAGGGAUGUCAUGACCCAGAAUGCGUAUCCUUACGGGAGCCCCCCGAAUGAUCCUGGGCACCAGAUUUCCGCACGGAUGGACCUGAGCCCUAUCCUGAAGUUGCCGAAUGGAGGCAUCGAUGCGAAGGUGGUGAACCGCUGCUUGCUGAAGAAGCUCCAGGCCCAGGCCAUCAGUGGCCCGAGCCACCAAAGGCACGAACCUUUCCGGUGGAAGGCCGAGGAUGGUACGGAGCUUUGGCCACAGUACCCUCAUUUCGGCCUGCCCAACCUCUGGAACUUCGGAUAUGUGCAGCUUGCCCAGUUUGGGCAGAUGGCCAUCACGGACGAGAGUGACUGCUGA